Molecule: messenger RNA, 10004 nt
Organism: Cydia splendana
Lineage: Eukaryota; Metazoa; Arthropoda; Insecta; Lepidoptera; Tortricidae
Exons: 9
Coding region: 110-7108 (2332 amino acids)
Biological process (GO): proteolysis; negative regulation of endopeptidase activity
Cellular component (GO): extracellular region
Molecular function (GO): cysteine-type peptidase activity; cysteine-type endopeptidase inhibitor activity
Source: RefSeq, a predicted model, not a curated record
AAUGAAGUGAUGUCAACAAAGGCGCAAAAUAUUAUUAUAAUCAUCUGAAUCACGCAUUUCACAUUCAUCGUUCGCGUAAAUCGCAAUGCUCUUUUGUUAAGCUUGCAUCAUGCGUCGCACUUACUGUGCAGUUUUUAUUAUAAAAUGUAUUUUAAUUAACUUUUGCUUAGGUGAGAUAAGCAUUGAGAAGAAGGAACAAAUUUUGAAUGGCUUCAUAGAUUUGUUGAACAAUCUACCCGAUCAGCUUUAUACUUAUGAAGAAGGAGUACUUUUAGAAGCGGAGAAGACGAAUGAUAACACCUACAAGGUCUGUGCGCGGCUCAAAGUCAGUGACAUCCAUAAUGUGGAUUCUGUCAAGAUAUUACGUUGCAGAGCUGAACUAGUACAGAAUGAGGAUAAUGUACUGGUCAUACAACAAGGGCAUGAUUGUGUAGAGGCGCAAGAUACUGGCACGGCGCAAGAUGUGGAGACGGGAGUUAGUGGUGAAGACCGUACAACAGAGUCUGCGGGUUAUGAUGGGCCCGUGAAGCUAUAUAAUGAAGUACAACAACCUAAUGCUGAGGUGACAUCAGGCGAGCAGUUCGUCGCGAUCCCUCGAGCCAGUCCCAGCGUGCCAUGCAUCGGUUGCGCGUCCCACGUAGACCCCACCGCAGCCGGCGUGCCCGAACUAGCCAACCUUGGCAUCCGACAUUUGGACCUCCAUGACCCGGCCAAGCAUGUGCUUAAAUCUGUCGUUGAUGUGGAGCGACAGGUUCAGGUAGUAAAUGGCGUCCGCUACAUACUCACCCUGCUUGUCGAUUAUGACAAUUGCACGGCGCCUGACGCCGUUCCCUGCCCAGUGAGUAUUCCGUGCAAAAUUUCCAUCCUUGAAAAGCCGUGGAAAAAGUUACCAGACGGUUCAAAGUACCGAGCCAUACUAGCCAACAACUGCACUGCUGAAUGGCUAUUUGGUGACGAAGGCGAGGUGCUGCCCGUUCUUGAAAAUAAUGAAAACAAUGAAAUUCACCCAGACCCCAAUGCGGAUCCUGAUGCCUUGAAAGUUAUUCAUAAUUUCGAUGCGCAAGCGCGUCCUAAUCAAGAAAAUUCUAAUGCUGACAAAGUUUUAAAAAAUGUAGAAGACCAAAUUAUUCCGUUCAGUGAAUUUGAAGCAUCUGGACACCGCAUUGAAGCAACUUCAACAGAGAAAAUAGCGCCGCCUCAAGAAACUGCCGAGCAGAUCCACGCAGACGAAAUACAAAGAAAUUAUAAUGAAAACGCGGCCGUCGAACAGCAGUUCCAAACGAGGGAAACUAACUCUUUUUUAAGCGAAGACAAGAAGAAAGCGGUUGAUGAUCUAAUGCACUAUUUCGACUUAGAUGGUUUCCAAAAACCGGAAGUUACUAGUGAUCAUCACAGAGAAAAAAGAAGUUACGAUGAACUUCAGUACGGAAAUAAACCCAAACAUAAUAAUAAAUAUAAAUUCAUUCAAAAUUUGGCUCGACAAAUGGUCGAUUACGUAAAUAAAGUAGAUAUGGCUAUAAAAAACAGAGUUUUUACAGAUGUAAUACUCGCGGAUGACGAAUUUGGAAAUAACCAGCAUUUCUUCUACAUACAAGCGUCAGUAACCGUGCCCUGCCACGGAUCUAGAUGUAACAAUAAUGAGAUCGUAAAAGAAGUUUGUAGUGGUGCUGUAGAGGCUACCGAUGAAAACGCUCCUAGGAUACUAAAUGCAUUCUGUUAUGCAGAUGAAAUCCAUUUCAGCAAAGAAAAAAUAAUUUUGUUGGCCGAUCCAGUACUAGUCGAACAAGUUCAACCUGCUUUAGAGAAAAUUGAAUCAGAAUCUCCUAAAGAUAAUGCAAUUAAGUUAGUAAAAAUUCUAGAUGCAACUACAAAAAAGAUGUCCGGGUCAUUAACAAGGAUCACCUUGUCCCUUAAAUAUACAAGUUGUAAGAAAUCGCAGGAUUUUUACACUCGAGUGAACUGUAGUAUAAUCGAAGACAUGGGCUCUAAAAUAUGUCAAGUAGAAAUACACGAAAUACACGAUAAUAUGCAAAUUAAAUAUCAGUGCAUUGAACGAAGCGCACGCCAAGAUUUCUCAGAUUCAGAGCAAGUUGAUAAGAAAACCGGAAAUGUUGAUCCGGAAAUUCGUAACAUGGUACAACAAGCUUUAAAGAGCCUGGAACAAGAAACAGACGCUAAUCGAAAACUAAAAGUAGUCGACAUAAAAUCAGUUUCGACCAAACUCAUGGCCGGUUUGUUAACUAAAAUCGUCUUUUCCGUCGGAUAUACAAAUUGUCUUAAUGAUAAGAAUGUAGACGAUAAUACUUGUGAAUUACUGCAAAAUACACCCAUUCGCGAGUGCGAAGCACAAGUAUGGGAUAGGCAAUGGCUGGCAGAUAGUAGGCAAAUAAAUGUUAAGUGCCAAAAGUAUACUGACAGACAUUCAGAUGUUGAAAAAAAAGAGAUCCCAGUGAAAAGAAAAAAACGAUCUAACUUUGUUGGCGGUGAAAUAGAGAAAAACCCUAAUAACCCUCUCUACAAACAAUUAGCUGAUGAAUCUAUAAAACAACACUUAGCAUACAAUAAUGGCCUUCAAGUCAGCGUUAAAGAGCUAAAAGUAAAACGAGUACUCGUUCAAGUUGUUGCAGGUACUCUAACUAAAAUUGAUUUCGAUGUUAUCCCUGCCGAUGGUGAAAUCUUCAGCUGUCAUUCUGAGAUUUGGGAACAGCCUUGGCUUAAAAAGAAGGAAAUUACUGUAACAUGCCCAAACAAUCAGAGAAGAAAGCGUAGUCUGAAAGGUGGAAUUAAGAACCAAGACCCUGAGGAUCCUAAGUACAGAAAAUUAGCACAAGAAUCUUUAGAAAAGUAUCGUGCGACUCUUGUUGGUGGCCAACUUAAUGUCAAAGAACUGAAAGUAACAAAAGUUGCUACACAGGUUGUUUCUGGCACCAAAACAUUUAUUGAUUUUACAGUAUUCCCUACUAACGGUGACGAAAUAAAGUGCCAUUCUGAGAUAUGGGAGCAGCUUUGGCUUAAUAAGAAAGACAUUGAUGUAAAUUGUGGUGUAAACCAAAAACAAAAUAGAGUUAAGAGAGGUUUACCUGGCGGCCACAAAGAACAAAAUACUGAAGACCCAAAAUACAGAACAUUAGCCCAAGAAUCUUUAGACAAGUAUCGUACAACUCUAGUUGGUGGUCAACUUAAUGUAAAAGAAUUGAAAGUUACAAAAGUCACCACACAGGUAGUGUCCGGUACCAAAACAUUUAUUGAUUUUACUGUAUUCCCUACUAAUGGUGACGAAAUAACAUGCCAUUCUGAGAUAUGGGAGCAGCCUUGGCUUGAUAAGAAAGAAAUUGAUGUGAAUUGUGGUUUAAAUAAACAGCAAAGAAAGAAGCGACAAAUGCCCGGCGGUGAAGUGAAUCAAGACCACGAAGACCAAAAAUAUAAGAAAUUAGCGCAGGAAUCUUUGAACCAUUACAUUCAGUCCAUCAAUGGGAAUACCGUUAACGCUAAAGAUCUAAAAGUUAAAAAAGUAGUUACUCAAGUAGUUGCUGGUUCUUUAACUAAAAUUGAUUUUGACGUAACUCCUACAGAGGGUGAAGUAUUCAGCUGCCAUUCUGAAGUUUGGGAAAGGCCGUGGCUUAAUAAGAAAGACAUCAAUGUGGAUUGUGAUUUUAAUAAACAGCAAAGUAGAGCUAAAAAAAGUAUACCUGGCGGCCAAAACGAAGUAAAUCCUGAAGACCCAAAAUACACUAAAUUAGCUCAAGAAUCUUUAGACAAGUAUCGUGCGACUCUUGUUGGUGGCCAACUUAAUGUUAAAGAACUGAAAGUAACCAAAGUUGCAACACAGGUAGUUUCUGGCCUCAAAACAUUUAUUGAUUUCACUGUGUUCCCUACUAACGGUGACGAAUUAACGUGCCAUUCUGAGAUUUGGGAACAGCGAUGGCUAAACAAGAAGGAAAUAGAUGUAAAAUGUGACUUGAAGGGCCGAGAAAAGCGUGCAAUAUUUCACGACAACCCAGAGAAAUAUAAAUAUGGAUCUCCAAAUGAACUUGGUGCCAGUGAGCCGCAGUUCAAAUUAUUAGCGGUUGAAUCUUUACAGAAGUAUGCGGAGAUGAUAAACAGCCCAGUACAUCAUGAAGUUGUCGAAGUAAAGAAGGUGAUUGUCAAGGUAGUCGCAGGGAAACUCUACGAAAUUGAUUUCACCGCAGUUCCUACUUCAUGUUCAACGUAUGAGGCUAAUCAAGAAAAUUGUAUCGCUCGAAACGACACUCUUCUGUCUUGUCAUGCACAAGUCUGGGCUCGGCCUUGGUUGAAAUCAAACGAGAUUGAUGUUAUCUGUAAAAGCAAUGAUAGAAAAGUCGAAGAUGUCAUUUUGAAAGAAGAAGACGAUGAUUAUGAAAAGAAACUAAUAUUACACCCACGGCAAGAAAAAAAAGGCAAAGAACUAAAAAUGCUUGCUCAAGAAGUACUGGAAACGUAUGAACGACAGUUUAACUCGAUCUAUAAACAUAAAAUAAAAAGUAUUGGGACCUCCUAUGAGCAAAUUAGUGAAGGUAUUUUGACCACUAUUGAAUUUUAUGCGUCACUCACGAAAUGUCUAACUGUUGAUGAAACUAACGUUGAUGACUGCCAGAUAAAGCAACCUGAAGUUGUAAUAUUGUGCAAGUCGAUUGUACGGGAGCGGACAUGGAUAUACUUUAAAGAUAUAAAAGUGUCGUGUGAGAAUGCAAAUACUACUAAGUUAGACGUACUGGAUUGGGAUGAUGAAACACCCAGCGCGAAAGAAAAUUACGCCGACAGACAUAAACGAGACGUAAUUGAAGAUGAUGACGAUAAUUACAUGGAUGAUGAAAUGAAAUACUAUUAUGCCAAUCGUGCUCUUCAACAUCUAAAUCAACGCAGUGACAGUAACUUACAGAAAUUGAUUACGAUUCAUUCUCUUGAUGUCUCCAAUCAGAUGGGCGCACGAAUGAUACGUAUGUACAUCGAAACGGCUAUGACAUUCUGUGUGCGUAAUCAACUAGAGCGUGUAGAUAUCUCAGAGUGUGACGAAAUAGAAGGUUUAGAGCACAAAUUGUGUCACGUCAGGAUAUGGCCCUCUGUCAACGAAGAUUUGAUUCUACGGCAUGUGGUAGUCGUUUGCGACGAUGAUAGUGACUUUUCUUCGGUGACUGGAUUCGAAGUAUCUAAAUUGAUAGCCGCCUCGUUGCGAAAGCUGGAGGAAUCACCAAAAAUAAAAUUCAAAUUAGUCCAUCAAGGAGAGCCAUACGUAAUGCCUGCACUCAGCACGAGAUUUCCUAUUAAAUUGAAUUUUGUUGUUUUAAGGACGAACUGCACUAAAGAUGUAGAUGUGUUUAAACAACGACACAUGUGUUUUGUAGAUUCUACUACACCAGCUACGUCAUGCGAAUCUAAGAUAUAUCUUUCUCCCAAUAGUAAGGACAUCAAAGAUAUUAAAGCUUCAUGCAACCCAACUCGCAGGGAACGAAGAGAUGUCAGCUUUAGCCCAGCUAAAUCCAAUAGCGAGGAUGCUAUCAUUGCUGAACUAGUUGAAGCGUCACUGGAAAAGCUUGAAACAUCGUCGCUGCAUAGAUAUAAGCAGAGGGUAUUGAAAAUCAAUAGCUACUCUACAAAAAUCACAAGAGGACGAGAGACCACAAUAGAUUUUGACGUCGGUUAUUCAUCUUGCUUAAAAUAUGAGUCCAUCAAGAAUAUAAGCAAUUGUGAAUUUCUCGAGUAUCUCCCAAUAAGGCAUUGCAUAUCCCAUGUAUUCGAAAGGCUGUGGGUGGAAAACGGUAGAAAUAUUGAUGUACUUUGCGAAGACGAUGAGACCCCGUUAGAGUCUCAAAUGGAAUUCGACAGCGCUGAUACGGCAAAUCAAAUUGGAAACGAAGCCUUAAAACACAUAGAAGCUAAAUAUCCUAAUGCAAAGAGGCUUCAGGUUGUUAGGAUAUUUUCUCUGAAGAAGCAAAAUAUAGCUGGAAUUCACUAUAGGUUAAAGAUGGAGGUUGGCGUUACAGAUUGUCCCGCGUUAAGUCUUAAGAAGGACUGCAAGUUAGUUGAUGGAUUCGAGAAUAACAAGUUCUGCCGAGUCAACGUGUGGAUCAGGCCUUGGACGGACCACCCUCCAAAUUUCCGCGUUAUUUGCGAUUAUCAAGAAAGCGAGACCGCUGAGGUGUAUCAUAGAAUGCAAGCUGAACACCUUUUCGCCAACUUCCUCGCAACAUACAGGCCAGAUUACAUGGACGAUUACAAAGAGAUGUCAAGAAGGUUCAAGAUAUUCAGAGCUAACGUGAGAAAGGUUCACGAGUUGAACAUUCACGAAAGAGGAUCGGCGACAUACGCAAUCACUCAGUUCUCUGACUUGACUUCUGAGGAGUUUAGCAGCAAGUAUCUGGGGCUGAAUACGAGCUUAAAGAGUGAGAACAACAUCCCCAUGAUUAAGGCGGAGAUUCCGAAGAUAGAUUUGCCACAGUCCUUCGAUUGGCGCGAUCAGGGCGCCGUCACGGAGGUCAAGGACCAGGGACAAUGCGGUAGCUGCUGGGCUUUCAGUGUUACAGGAAACGUGGAGGGUCAAUGGAAGCUAACCUCGGGCAAGUUGUUAUCCUUAUCGGAGCAGGAGCUGGUGGACUGUGACAAAACGGACCAGGGCUGCAAUGGCGGCCUGAUGGACAAUGCUUACAGAGCCAUAGAAGAACUAGGCGGGCUAGAGUUAGAGACCGACUACCCGUAUGAAGCGGCUGAUGAUAAAUGCGUGUUCAACAAGACCCUGUCGAGGGUCCAAAUCAGUGGGUCCGUCAACAUCUCCUCGAACGAGACGGAGAUGGCGCAGUGGCUGGUCGCCAACGGACCCAUUUCUAUCGGUAUAAAUGCAAACGCGAUGCAGUUCUACGUCGGUGGCGUGUCACACCCGUGGAAGGCGCUCUGUAGCCCCAAGAACCUGGACCAUGGAGUGCUGAUCGUUGGCUUCGGGAUCAAAGAAUACCCGAUCUUCAACAAACGCUUACCCUACUGGAUAGUGAAGAACUCUUGGGGCAAGUCGUGGGGCGAGCAAGGCUACUACCGUGUGUACCGCGGCGACGGCACGUGCGGCGUCAACCAGAUGGCGAGCAGCGCCGUCGUCUAACAUUUUAUACAAUAACUCUGCGGUACUGGAUAGUGAGCUCUUGGGGCAAGUCGUGGGGCGAGCAAGGCUACUACCGCGGUACCGUGUGUACCGCGGCGACGGCACGUGCGGCGUCAACCAGAUGGCGAGCAGCGCCGUCGUCUAACAUUUUAUACAAUAACUCUGCGGUACUGGAUAGUGAGCUCUUGGGGCAAGUCAUGGGGCGAGCAAGGCUACUACCGCGGUACCGUGUGUACCGCGGCGACGGCACGUGCGGCGUCAACCAGAUGGCGAGCAGCGCCGUCGUCUAACAUUUUAUACAAUAACUCUGCGGUAUUGGAUAGUGAGCUUUUGGACGAGCCAAGUUAAUUUUGCACAGAAUUUACAACGACAAAUUGAAGUAAUGCCACUAAAACGUCAUAUUUUCAUAGCAAUCUGACGUUUUUGGUGGCACUACCACAUUCUGUCACUUGCCGAGUGGGUGCAAAGUAAUACAAGUCUGAAUCUGGGUACGAAAAAAGACCGUCCCUGAUAAUAAUAGUACGUCACUUGUUUGGGCCGCGGUGCGCUAAUUAUUGUCUUCGAAUUUUGAAUAUGCUUCGAACUUGUGAGUACUCAGUGGUAUCGUACCCCUGGUUAUAUACAGGAGCUCUCUGGUAUAAAUACUUAUAAAUCUCAAGAUGACGUUCGUCAGAUUAAGUGCAUUUAAUUAUUUUCCAUCGUAUUUUCACGGAAACGUACGAACACGUCUUGUUAUUUUAGUCAGUCGCGGUACAAAAAGUACAGAGGUUGACAAGACAAAUACGAACGUUUCCGAGAAAAUAUGAUGGAAAACAAUUACCUACUACAUCUGUAGAUACCUAACAUGUUUUCUAGGAACAUUUACCUAAUGUUGCAAUAAUAUAUUUCAUUUAACAGAAAAGUAGACGUAGUACGAUAUUCUCAUUAGGAUAAGAUUAUAACUAAUGUUGAUAAGCGUGAUAUAAUAAUAAAAUAGUUUCUGUUUCUACAUCCCAAUCCCAAGUACUAUAAUAUCGUUUUAUACAAUUGUUAUAGCAAUACUUAUUGCUAGUACAGUCAACGUUACAAUUUUGACCAUUUUGCACCCUAAUUCAUUGCAAUUAGACAAAAAAAAUAUGUAGAAAGCAAUUUAAUCUAAAAAAUACAUAGACUAUUUAGCAACUUUGAUCGCUAAUCGAAAAUGUGCCUUACGUUACAAUCGUAGGAGUAAAGAAAAAUUGGGGGCCUAUCCAAAUGACAAUCGUUUACAUAAAAUGCUAAUUGGAACUUAAAUAAUGUAUGGAAAUAAUUAUUAAUUUUCAAUUGGCGUUUCUCGAUAAACGUUUGUCAUUUUGGCAACGGCCUCUGAAUCACUGACUUUGACUAUACUCUGUAUCUUUAGGUAUUUAAGUAAAAGUAAACAAAAUCUACCCUAGGGUAGAUGACAACAUUACAUGAUCAAAUAAUGUAGGUUAAAGUCAGGUCGUCCAGUAACUGAUCCAGCCGUUUUUGUAUUUGGUUGGUUAACCAAUAAAUGUUAGGUAUAACUACCCGAAAAUGUACAAAUUGUUUGUUUACUUUUAUUUAAAUACCUUAAGAUACACACUAUAAUGAUUGACCUUUUUUUUUAUAAAAUCCAAUCAUACUCAGAGUGUCAUAAAUGUUAGCUUAUUUGUUAUCGUUAAAGGUCUCUGCCCAGUAUACCGUAUCAUACCAUGACCGUGCUGUGAACGUAUCAGGCACGGAAUGUAACGCGAUACGGACUAUACUAUGCCCACUACACCGUGUCCACAUUGUUUCAUAUCCGUACAUAACGGGUUUAGUGCCCUUAGUAACCGCACAUCAUCCCCAUAGCACCCGCCUAUAAUCCCCGUAGCAUCCGCGUUUCAUCCCCUUAGUACCCGCGUUUUAUUCGCGAGAGCAAGACUCGCCAGAAAGAGCGAGCGAAUAGUUAACAGACUGGUAAGAGCGAGCAAGAAAUAUACCUAGCAACGCGUUUAUAACGGGCUUAGAACGGUCACCAUACGCGGUUAUAACCCGUAUGCUCACCGUUUCGCCGCCUGCACGCACCGUUCUGGCAACGUUGCGUCCCAUGCACGGAGCGUUUCGGCACCGGCAAGAUAUCCUCGCCGACUAUUUUUGACGGUCCGUGCAUGGCACGCGACGGGUAUGGACUCAUACUUUUUAAUACAAAGAAUAUUUUUAUGCCUGACACGUUCAUAGCACGGUCAUGGUAUGAUACGGUGUAGUGGGCAGAGACCUUAAAACACAAAUGUGUACCUUAAUGUAAGUUUGUAACCACCAACAGGCAUAAUAGAUAAAAUAGUCAAAAAGGUCCAAAAGUAAAUAAGACUUAAAAAUAUAGACAUUGUAUUUUGUUUAAUUAAGAAGUUGGCGAUUUAAAAAAAGAGCGCUUAGCACAAGGAAUUUCUCUCCUGCAUAGAAGUUUCUAUGCAAGGGUGCUAAGCGAAUAGUAGGUAUUGCUGACUGUAGAUUGACUCGCCUGCAGCGACGUAGCGUGAAGUAAUCUAGCCGUGGGCGAAGUCGCCUCUACGAAGCUCUUUUCUCUCGAUGUGCCCGAAGGGGCCUCGCGCGAGGCCCCCCUAGGGGCGCGACCGCGAGGCCGUGGGCGCCGGCCCACUUCGCCCAUGCCUAGCAACGACACUGUGAUCGCCUGUUCCUAUCUGCAUCCUGCGGUAGAGAUAGGGAGAGGUCAAUGUACGAAAUUCCUCGUGCUAAGCGUUCUUACUUUAGAAAUGUCAACCUAGUCUUCCGAAACAUAUAUCUGCUGACAGAUUUAGUGCAUAAUUAUUUUCUUUCGUAUUUUUACGGAAAUGUACCUACGGUCGUUUCUUGCUAUUUCAGUCAGUUCCGGUACAAAAAGUACUGAGGUUGACUUGACUGAAGUAGCAUGACA